Molecule: messenger RNA, 10989 nt
Organism: Monomorium pharaonis (pharaoh ant)
Lineage: Eukaryota; Metazoa; Arthropoda; Insecta; Hymenoptera; Formicidae
Product: protein Fe65 homolog
Exons: 15
Coding region: 3750-6131 (793 amino acids)
Biological process (GO): regulation of DNA-templated transcription
Cellular component (GO): cytoplasm; nucleus
Molecular function (GO): amyloid-beta binding; transcription factor binding
Source: RefSeq, a predicted model, not a curated record
AACGACAAAUGUUUUUUGAUUUUAUAUCUACAUCUUCAAUAUUAAUUGCACUUACACGCGUCACGCACAUCAUUAGAUGAUAAAUAGCGUCAUGAAGAUUAAGCGCAACUUUUUAGGAGAAGCAUAUUCUUCACAGCUAUAACUUACGCUUGACAUUUUAUUACGUCGUAAUUUAAUAUUUUAAUAUUUAAAAAAAGCAACAAUACUAUAUCGAAAGAAGUUUCAAGUGAAUUGUAUCAGUUCAAAUAUAUUGUCUAAAACUUUAAAUUCUCUUUUCACAAUCUUUUGGUAGCGCACAGAGGACAUCGGGGGUUGCGGUUAAUUCAGCUGACCGCGGCGGAUUAACCGCGCUCCGUAGUUUUUCGAAUCCUGCGAGUCGUGAAAUUUUUAACAGUAGGUACUCGGGCACUAAGAGACUCACGGCCCCAUGAUUCACGGUCCGUUUCGCGGGGUGAUUAAGACCGCUAGGUGUUUAAGAUCGCUUUAUGAAUGGCCACGGUGAGCCGGUGGAACGAUAUCUCGUGCCGGCCGGCCGUACGUUUCGUAGCGGGUAUUCCGGUAAGGCGGGAAAAGGAAGGCUGUUCUAGUUUCGAGCAGGCGAGAGGGUGAACGGUAACGAGGGUAGGUAGCCACCGUGGCUCCCGUUCGUCUGUCGUCUCUGGUCGAUGCACCCUUUAGCCACCUCCCCGCACCUCCCCCGCGUCUCUUCUCUGUCUUAUCGGAACGUUGCCAGUACCGGUAUCGCGGUAUUCCUAGCCGGUCGUGAUUCAUCCCGCCCGGUAAUAGUGCAAUUGUCUGCGCGCACCCUCCUCGCGAAUUUGGCUUGGUAUUUUGUGCGAAUCGCGUGCGAAUACCGAAGGGUGAGUUUUAACCUGGGCGCAUCUUCAACCCGGUCUUUACCGACGAUAGUAAUUAGUACUUGUGUUGGUAUACGUGAAUUUAUUUCGUGCGUUCCACGCACCCGAUAGGUAUGCCGGAUUAAUUGAAACGGGAACACUUUCAGUAUCAUCUCUCGGUUGCAGCUACUAUGAAAAUUAUGAGAUUUAAUUUUUUUUCAACGUUUGUUUUUCUCAUGGACUAUUUAAUUUCUGAAGAAUUGUUUUUAACUUUUAAUCCUUUACUUGAUGCUUUUAAUUCUCAGUUUCUCUUUUUUUUCCUAUCUUUCCAGUAUAUAUGAGAUUACAUCGUCAAUAUGAUUUUAUAUAAACUAUUUUGUAAAAUAAACCAUGUAACAUAACGCGUAAACGAAAAAUCUACGAACAUUAAUUGUCAUGCGUCGCAGGUAAACGAAAAAUCUACGAACAUUAAUUGUCAUGCGUAUACAUAGAUGCAUUUCCAUUUCGAUAUUGCAAUACGCGCAAAUAUUACGAUAUAUUGACAAGCGGGAAAUGUAUUGCUAAUAUUUGCGCUUGCCGCGACGACGAUGCUAACCAAUUCGAUAUUUGUUAUCAUGUCGGAAUUGAAGCGGUAUUUAAUAUUGAUGAUGGAAAGUUCCGGAUUUCAUGGCGAUUAUAUUAUGUCGGAAAACAUGUAUUUAGCGGAUAUUAACAAGUAUUAAAUCGCACUUGACGGGAAACGGUAUAUAAUUAUGUCUUUCGGAACUUCUCAAUUUUAACACCAGCUUUCGGUAUUAAUUUUUGUUUGAAACGCGAAAAUCUCUUUCAACGUAGCUCACAGAUACGCGUUAGCGACUGGCACGUCCUCACUUUGUAUCUUUCACGCCGUUACGUCACGGGGACACAGGCGUUAUCCAUGUGCAUUCGUGAUACACUUGAUGCAAUUCGUCAGAUCGAUCGCCCGGUCCGUGAACCAGAAAAUUAUGCAGCUUCGAUUUCGCGCGACGCGUCCUGGCUGCAAUCAUUCUCCAUAAUUCACAGUGGAAUCUGAAAAGCGGGAGGAUUGGACUCGUUCUGGACGAGAAUUUACGGGUAAUUUUUUGUUACGGUCUAUGCAGUCAAUAUGCGCACGUGUAACACUUGCAAUAAAGUAGAUCAUUCUAAUGAAUAUAAAAAGAAAUCUAUCAUAGAAAAUGAUAUUUAAUUUGAGGUACUUAUCGCAAAAGUAAUCUUCUAACUGUUAAAGUUUGACUUUUCCAUUUUAAAGCGUUAAUGGUUUCAUAAAUUAUUAAGUUGUUAAGUUUUAUAUCAUUAACUUGUUAUUAACUUAUGAACGCUUAAAGAGGAAAUCCAAUUUUGGUAGUACGUCACUUUUGCGGUAAGCUCUAUUAUUAUUUAUAACAUUAUUUUAUACAUAAAAUAUAUAUUGUUAAGAACUUAAUUAUUUACGCCACUUUUAACAUUAUAAGAAUACAAGUUUCAAUUCGUCAUCGCUAUUUUUAUUCUUUGCAAGUGCUGACUUAAAUCUAAAUUUAGCACACGAAACAAAAUUAAUUAAGGAUUUCUUUAAUUUCUGAUCAAUUAAUUGCUCUACUUUUGUCAUAAUUGCUCCUCGUCUUUAAUCUUCCAAAAAAUUAAUAAAAAGUAUAAGUAUUGGGACAAGAACGAAGAAUAUACAGAAUCUGUUGCUCGGUCAAUUUCGGUAGUAAAGUCUUUCUCGAUUUAAUUGCUAGAAAGACAUACAGGUUUUUCGAUUUGUUGCUGAUCGCUUAUUAUUUGUAGUCGUUCGAUUUCGCGAGGGAUUGGACGCGUGCGUUAUCGUUUCCCCUUGUCUCUACGCCGCUGCGCGAUGCUGCGAAUUCCGAUCCGGAAUUUCAGGGACGCAGAAGUUUGCGGGAAUGUCUCGCGACAUAAUCUCGCGUUGCACGAGACGCCUAUAAUGUAAUUUCGUGUACCUGUACGACGGGAAUUCGUGCGUGGGCGAUCGGAUUAACAGGCGAGAUGUUUUCGUUGUGCGUAUCUCGUCUCUGAUGCGUCACGCUCGACUCGGCGAUGAUGCGCGAAGAAAACGUGUAUCCGUACACGCAGGCAUGUAUCUCUCGUGCAUUGUUGUGCGCCUUCGGAAUGUAGGUCUUUUAUUAGUCCAAGGUAUUGUCUUAUGGAAGAAAAUUUUAUUGAGGUUUCUUAAUCGCUCGUACAAUUGCUAAUAAAAAUUAAAACCUUAUCAAAUUACUUUUAAUUACAGCGUAGUGGUUUUACAUGCGAUAAUUAUAGAAAUUAAAAGUGUAAAAUUAUCUUAAGAACAUCUCUUUUUAAAUGAAAUAUUGAGUACGCUUGUUAUCGCUUUAAUUUUAAAGCGCAACUUCCAGCGCAUAGACUUGCCUUUAUCUUGAUUUUUCUUUCUCUCUAAUCAUAAUAAGGAUUUUUAACUUAUAACGUAUAAAAGCAAAAUCAAAUUUAUUUGCCGUGUGGUCUCCGGUUUCGUAAAACCCGUCAGCUCUCGCCUGCCAUUUAUCACGGCGAUGUCGGGUGCAUCGGGCGCUUAUCACAGCCUUGUCGCCAUGAGAUCACUCGAUGCAUUCACGCCCGCUCUAAACCUGACGUCAUGCACCGCGCCGAGAGGUGGCAGGCUCCACGGGAAUGUCUCUCCUCCCAUUGGAUCACUUCCGGUUUUCCGUCUGUCACGCUCCAUUUGCGGCUGUUCAGUGCCGCAUCGCCGGUGUCCGCGACCAAGUGUGCCCGUGUGUCCUCUCCAAGAAUAUUCGGAAGUUCCGUGAUUCGGCGUCGCGUUUUCCAUCGGAAAAAUUUGUGCCCAUCAUGAGUCCCUCGUUCGGUGUGUGCGUGGAAAAAUGAUAGCCGACAUCGAGGCGGUGCCAAGGUCACGAGGGAGGAGCUGAGGUCAUCGCGGCAUCUAUGUUGUGCGGCGAACUCCUGAACGGUGGCUUCGUCAGUGCCGGAGCAGUACCGGUGGUUCCGUACAGCCUCCCAGGACUCUGGUUACCUGGUUGCCUGCGUGCUACCAGUCCACGCCUGUUGACCUCCCCUUACCUGACCCUGCUGGCCGAGCUCCUGGCCGCGGGCCGCCACGAGCUGCGAGACGAUCUCCUGGAGCUGAUGGACCUGGCAAAGAGGAGCCAUCAGGCUCCCGGCAACAACGGCGCGUCCGAACUCGAUCUUGACCUCCAUGCCGACGACAUCGACGAGAUCUUCUUAGAAAACGGCCUUCUGUCCUUCGAAAAUCCCAACUACCAUUUAGAUCCAGCUAGGCUCGACGAUGCUCUGAACAGCAAUGGAAACGGCAGUUCUCUGUACGAUGAAUUGUAUCAGGAAUUGGUUGGCAGCGGUGGUAGAAGCGGCGAGGUGACCGGCGGCGGUGGUGGCGGCGUCGGCGGCGGCGGGGGAGGCGGCGGUGGAACGAGGGUGCAAGCACGCAGAACCUACGCCACAUUGGAUCUGGGCAGCAUGGGGGUGGACGUCACCCAGGGCCCCCUCACGCAGGAUUCCGUGACGGACGACGCUCCCGACAAUACGGACAACCAUAACCUAGGGUACGGCUGCGAGGGUGUGGCGGAGUCCGCUCUCGUCGACGACACCCUCAACGGGAAUCCCCGCUCGUCGUCCACGUCGUCGUCGAGCGCGAUCCUGCCUCAGUCUCACGCCCUUCAGUCGGGAUCCGCGACGGGAUCGAUCGACGCUGCGGACACUUCCGGGUCGAGAAAUUACUGUGAGAAACCCGACAACGAGACCGCAGAGAUGGGCGGCGUGCCGCACGUGGAGGGUGGCCUGAACAGCGAGCUGUACGCUGUGCCGGUGAAACGGCGACAGCCGAAGGACCAGAAGAACAAUGUGAUUCUGCAGAACAAUACCCAGGAGAAACCGUUGGACAUGGACAGUACCGAUUCUGAGGAUAAGGACGAAAAUCUGCCGCCCGGUUGGCAGAAGCACGAAGAUGAGAAUGGGCCUUAUUACUGGCAUGUGAAAAGCGGAAAUAUACAGAGAGAACCUCCGGAGGCUCCUCUGCAUUCGAAAACGGAGGCGCGUCGAAGUCUCGUCAAGGAUAAUGAUAGCAUAAACAAUUUUCAUACUUUGAGCGGUAUGGUGAACACGGUGACUCGUAGCAACACCAGCUCGGCUCUGGACCAAGAAUUGGAGAACAAAAGGAAAGUGGAGUUGGCGCUCAAACGAAGAAGCUAUCCUGCUAGAGCGGAUUCUGAGGGUAGAGACAAGCCGAUCAGAUUUGCCGUGCGAUCAUUGGGUUGGACGGAAAUCGCGGAAGAAGAUCUGACACCCGAAAGAAGUAGCAAGGCAGUCAACAAAUGCAUCGUGGAUCUUUCACUUGGUAGAAAUGAUCUUCUGGAUGUUGUUGGACGAUGGGGCGACGGCAAGGAUCUAUUUAUGGACUUGGACGAGGGCGCGCUCAAGCUAAUCGAUCCGGAGAAUCUCACCGUACUUAAUACACAGCCUAUUCAUACAGUUAGAGUGUGGGGCGUAGGAAGAGACCACUGUCGUGAAAGGGACUUUGCUUACGUAGCGAGAGACCGAUCGACCAGGAAACACAUGUGCCAUGUGUUUCGUUGCGACAUACCGGCGCGCACGAUCGCAAAUACGCUUCGCGACAUUUGCAAAAAGAUAAUGAUCGAGCGUUCCCAACAUCAGAAUCUUGCGAAACCGGUGGACAUCAACGGCCGAACGAGUCUUGCUACGAGACCUACGAAUCUGCCCACUGAACAUCGGCGCUUUCACAGAAACGGUCAGGCACUAGUCACGCAAUCUUUCCCAACACCAAUGGAGGAGCCGAAAAAGGUAUUGCGAGCGCAGUAUCUCGGAUCCAUGCAAGUCACUCAGGCGACCGGCAUGGAAGUGCUGAACGAGGCGAUAGAACAUAUCGUAUCAAACACACCGAUCAAUCAGUGGCGAAACGUCAAUGUCGCCGUAGCUCCUAGUAUGAUUUCCAUUCUUACACCGAAUGACGACAAGCUCAUCACCGAAUGUCGAGUACGUUAUCUAUCAUUCCUCGGUAUCGGCCGCAACGUAAAGCAAUGCGCUUUUAUUAUGCACACCGCACAGGACUUGUUUAUCGCACACGUCUUCAAUUGCGAGCCCAGCAGCGGAGCCCUCUGUAAGACAAUUGAAGCAGCUUGCAAGUUGAGGUAUCAGAAAUGUUUGGACGCACAUCCACAAGGCUUCAGAAACGCUAGCAGUCUUAAUACUCCGAACGGCAGAGGCUUUGGCGCGACUUUGAAAUCUUUAGUUGGGUCUUUGACCGGCCGCAGGAGCAAGCAAGGCGAAUCCUGAGACGAGGCUCUCUCGCUGCAGAUCAGUCCCCCGACUGUCUAGGAACUCUGGCCACUGCCUGCUGAGCGAGAAGUGAUCCGACACAGGCAUCUGCAGUCGCCGUUGACACUUAAGUACUUCGGCGGCUCACCGCCGAGCGCGUCCCUCAAGUCGCUGCUUUCGCCCUCCCUGGACACCAGGCGUAUCCAGUUUGCCCGUUGGGAAAGUAAUUCCUAGAGAAACACGGGUAUCAAGCCUGAUGUGCCGGGAGACUUGCCGUAGGGCAAAUGGAUAUUCUUUUUGCAACGUAAACGACUGAAUUUCGCGAAAAAUUGCGCAGAGUGCUAUACCAAUACCACAGCUAUAGUGGACUACGCUUACUUAUGUCGAUAUGAUGUUAUGUAUGUUAACGCAAUGAAUGCGAUGAAGGAGAGAGAGUAUCACGAAAUUGCCGCAUCUCGUCGAAAGAUUGAGAUAACAUCGGGACACGCAUCGAUCUUGUCACGAAAAUCCUUAGGAGACAAUACCAGCUUAUGAGGCAACAUUUAGAAGAAAUCAACGAGAAGAAAGCUGGGGAGGGGGAGAUGGUAGGAAGGCGGGGAUGGGGAGAAGAAAGCGAAAGAAUUAGAAGAGUUUGAAGAGCAAAAUUGUACAUACAAGAUGGCGAUUAUCGUGCUACGUUUAAUUAACUCGCUUGCUCGAACGGCAGGGAGGAAAGAUGGAAGAGCCCGCCGGUGGGAUCUCGCGAGCGAAUCAAGUUGUAUGUAUGUCGGAGAGAAUGAAUGAGCUCUGCAAUUAGUGUAGUAGUAAGCGUAUAUCCGCGAAGGCAUUCGAGGUGAUUUGAGGGGAGCCAUAGAGAGCUUGCAUAUGUAUAAAUAUAUUAUAUAUAUAUAUAUAUAUAUAUAACACAAAUACACACACACACGCAUACACAUACGUGCGUAUGUAAUCUCGGGUAUUUACAAAUUAAAGAAGCGAGUCGAGGACGACGACCGGAGUACAUGAGUGCAGAGAAUGCACUUCCGCCUACACUCGCGCACGUAAGAACACAAGCCAGCACCGCGACGUUGAGUAUCCUGCGGAGUAUCGCCGCGUUCUCUGAUUUUGACGACGGGGUGCGCCAAUCGAGCGCGACGGAUUCCCGGGAAGACACGCCGUAGAUAUACACGCGCACGUUUACACGACGGCCGAUAGGGAGUUUAUUUUUUAUGGCGAAUUAAUAGGAGCUUUAAGGGAGAGCUUUGCAGCACCUCGGAGAUUACGAAGCGAUACGACAAAUACUUAUACCGCGACCGUCCUUUAAAUUUCAAGCAGGGUUAAGGGAGGGCAGGGGGAGAAAAAUGACACUUAGGCGAAAAAAAUCAGUGGUGCGCAAUGAUAUCGAAUGACCCACGCGCGAUCGUAGUCAUUGUACGCGCAAUAACGUUUAUUCAACAUCCGGAAGAAGCGCAAGUGAUAAUUGUUAAACUGGGAGUGUAUAACGGCGGUAUUAAUCAUUAUUAUCGUUGGUGAUAAUUGUUAUCCUCGCGUAAACGCGAACGCUAAAUGGUAAUUAUUACCGCUAGGCGCAUCGUAGCACGACGAAUUGCAGUUGAAAAAAAAUAAAUUAUAUGCAUAUCAGGCCAUCGCAGUUUUUCCUAUCACUAUCCCAGAGGAUAGAAUCGCACGCUCGGGAAAUACUAGAGACCGUCGUUACCAUCGAGAAAAUGGCACGUACAAAGACUUAUUCCCAUAGCAUCUAGCUCCGCACUCAUCUCACAUAUGUAGGAACAAAUGUACAAGCUACGGACUGCACUUCGCACUAGUGAUCGCCGCUAUCUCGUAGAAUUUAGAUAACUGAAAACGUAGCUCCAGGCACGUUUGUCAAUGGUAACACUUUUAUAAAUCCGAUUGCAUCGCAUCGCGAAUUCAUACGAUACAUAUACGAUACAUUUACACGCGUGCAUACUGAUGACGAUUGAUGCGAGAAGGAGAUUCACCGCUGGUUACGGACAUGGAAAAUAUCGAUUAGAACGAAACCACAUGUUCUCUCUAAUACGCGCUUAAUUAUAUCUAUUUAUUAAUUUUGAUUCUAUUUUAAUUUUAUAUAUUAUCGAGAUGUGCGAACUAUUUGAAUACGAAUCGGUGAUCAUUAAAAGGGUUAACUUAAUAUUUUACAGAUUAAAUUUAUCAAAUUCCUUAAAUAAAUCAAGAUAGUAUUUACGAUUGUAUAGAUAUAUCCUGAAAAUAGCGAGCGAGAUAUGGAACUGUGAGCUAUUGAAAUCGCAUCCUCUCCUAUUUUCUUCGAGAGACAGCCUUUCUCAUUCGGAGAACGCGCAGUUCUCGUCGACCUGCGAGGACGGUCACGUCGUACGAGCCAUCGUCGUUGCGAGAGAUACAAAGUUGUGCGGGACCCAGAACGAAGAUAUUUCUAUGUAGCGUUAUAAAUAAGAGAAAAAAAAGCAUACAUACAGAAGAAAUCGGAAAGAAAAAAGGCGAGAUAUAAUAGAGUGUUGUGGAAGCGUAUGCGUGAAAAUGAGUGUGCAUGAUAUUCCUGAUCAGGGAGGGUGAUUUUUUUAUUGUUAUGAUGUAAAUAGUUCAUUACAGUAUCUGUCUCUCUAUUCAUCAUCGCGAGAUCCUUUUUUCUUUACCUCAUAUCGUGAAAUUAACGUAAACGAGUGAACUAACAUAUGUUAAUGUUGAGCAGCAUCGCGUUGUGCAGUUCGAAAGAGCAAUUGCCAGCAGUGUCGCGAGUCUGCAGAACAUGGGGUUGAAGAAACUCGUGAUGAAUUAUUCUUGAAUUCGACACAAUUCAAUUCAAUUACUAAAGGCUGCAUUCGGCGGACAAGCGGCUCAAUGAGUUCAGUCUUUAUUACGAUUGAUUUCCUCAUUUAGAGCUAUGUGAAAAACUAAAGGUGAAAAUUAAUCUUAUUAAAGAUUUAGUCGAUUGUUACACAACUGUUGUGUUACACAUCUUUUGAACGCGGAAAGAUUCACAGGAUCGAGAUAUUCUUCAACCCAUCCUUGUUUUUUUUCUUUCUUUUUUUCUCCUUGGAGGGAAAACGGUCUCGAGAAGCGCGCGAAAGGAAUUAGCAAAUGGUGUGUGGCUGUAAAUAUACACGUGUAGAGAGUAAGGCCGAAGCUAUGGAAUUCAAUCAGACAGACACACAUUCACAGAAAUGUUAUCACACUGCACAUGUACCGCGAUGCACAAUCGCAUUUUCACGUACACAUACACACACACAUACACGCGUGCACACACGAAAUCCUCAAGUAGCUGCAAAAUACGCGCAUACGUAUGAAAGAGAAAAGAACCUACACACACACAAAUUGCGCAUAGCUUAACUGUCUCUUUAUAUAGGUGUUGACACGUCGUCACGGGGAAAAUAAUCUCGAAUGAUAGAUCGGAGCUUGGGGAAGGGAGGGGGGAGGGGAAAGGGGGUAGGUUUCAUGUGGUGAAACGCGACAAGAGCCACUUAUAAUUGAUAUAGCAUAGCAAACCUUACUGUAUUUACCGUGACAUGUAAUACCCUUAACGAAGAAGAAAAUGCGAAUCUAUUGAUAGAAGAGUUGUUCUGCACAAAAAGAAAACACGAUUGCUUCAUCAAUAAUUAUAGUGUCUCUUUCUCUUUCUCUCUCUCUCUUUCUCUCUCUUUCUCUCUCUUUCUCUGUCUGUCUCUCUACCUUGAGAAGAGUAUAUACGUACCUCUCUCUAUACCUCUCUUUAUACUAAUUGCUCUAUUGAUUAUUUAUUUGUUUCGAUACGAAGAGAGGAGCGCUUCACAUUCGACGAGACUCGUGUCGCGACGACUCGCCACAUUAUUACGAAUUAAUUACGAAUUUACUCUAUGAUUAUUCACUGCUAUCGCCGCUAAAAGCCUCAUUGUUAUUACAUUGUUGUCAUGAUCACACGUCAUCGUCAGCGUUACUAUAAGGGACAAAUUUAAAGAGCCGCCGUAAGAGUCGUCGUAUAUUGUCAUACUAUAUAUUAUAUAUUGUUACCACACACCGACACCUUUGCGAAGGGGGAGGGAAUUUUGCAAAAGAGAGGUCAUGGGAUUACCGAUACUGGGAAUAUGCCUGUGGAAGAAUCAGCCGCUGAUUAAUUAAAAAGAGGAUGACCCUUAAUGAAAGAAUACUAUCAGACUUGCAAAAAAAAUUAUUGGAAGUUAUUGAAAAACCAUUCGAAUCCAAUAUUGUGUUUUAUUCUACCAAUUUUUUUGCGAGUAUUUUUCCAUAAGGGGAAGGUCCUCAAAUUACAUCAAUGAUUGGUUUCUACUUGCGUAUUGCACCUCCAUAUGCGAUUACGCGAUAUCGCGUUCUGACUCUACCAGUACGAUCGAUUAGAACCCACUCUCCCCUGAACGAUACUCGCCUAAAGGUGCCGCGAGAAGCACUAAUUAGGAAGAUGCGGGACGAGGACGCACCCAGAGUCCCGAAUAUGUCUGCGUUUUAGAGCGAUUCGUCAGGAUCGGGACACGGCGGAUCGUGCAGCGUGCAAGUGAAACGAGCAGCGAGAUUCUAUCUGCCGACAUACACGCAUACGUACACACAGAAUUUUAUAAAGUGGAAUCUCGCUGCGUUUAAAGUAAAAUUAAAAAAAAAAGUUGAAGUAAGAGAAGAAACGAAGUAGAAACGGCGUUUCGUGUACGAGAGGACGAACACUUUGUAUGCACCCGCCCCCAUUGUUCAUGCCCAUUUGUAUUGCGUAGUGAACCGAUCGGUAAUUACGGGUCGGUUACAAGAUACUAUUAUAAAUAUAUAUAUGUAUAUGUGUGUGUGCAUACAUACAUAUGCACAUGUACAUAUAUAUGUAAACAUAUAUAUACGAAAAGCAAGACAGAAAUGAAACUACUGUAACUACACCUGCCUCUUGUGAAUAAAUGCCUAUUUGUUUCUU